Messenger RNA from Cynoglossus semilaevis (tongue sole), 4328 nucleotides. RefSeq names its product HECT and RLD domain containing E3 ubiquitin protein ligase 4 (gene herc4). Gene Ontology annotation, molecular function: ubiquitin protein ligase activity. The coding region runs from base 1 to 3126 and encodes 1041 amino acids. Gene Ontology annotation, biological process: ubiquitin-dependent protein catabolic process; protein ubiquitination. Gene Ontology annotation, cellular component: cytoplasm. The record is from RefSeq and is a predicted model, not a curated record. Lineage: Eukaryota; Metazoa; Chordata; Actinopteri; Pleuronectiformes; Cynoglossidae. The transcript is spliced from 23 exons.
AUGCUGUGCUGGGGAAAUGCUUCAUAUGGACAGCUGGGUCUAGGUGGCAUUGACGAGGAGAUUGUGGUUGAGCCACGGAUAUGUGAGUUCUUCCAUGGCAAGAGAGUGUCUGAUGUUGGGUGUGGACGUAGACACACAGCUAUCUUGUUAGAGGAUGGAACCGUGUACACCUGUGGAUGCAAUGACCUUGGGCAGCUGGGACAUGAGAAGACCAGAAAGAAACCAGAACAGGUUGUGGCUCUGGAUGCACAGAUAAUUGUAGCGCUGUCAUGUGGAGAGUCCCAUACACUUGCCCUUAAUGACAACGGGCAGAUUUUUUCGUGGGGUCUGGGCUCAGAUGGGCAGCUGGGCUUGAAUAACUUUGAUGAAUGUGUUCGUGUGCCUAGAAACAUCAAAAUUUUGUCAGAUGUACAAGUCACUCAGGUAGCCUGUGGUUACUGGCACUCCCUCGCACUUUCAAAAGGAGGCCAUAUCUUCUCAUGGGGCCAGAGUCGAUAUGGACAGCUUGGACUAGGAAUGCAGGGACACAGCGUUCCUACACCUCAGAUCAUUCAGUCUCUGCAGGGCAUUCCUUUUGCACAGAUAUCAGCAGGAGGGGCUCACAGCUUUUCCCUCACACUGUCAGGAGCGGUGUUUGGUUGGGGCCGCAACAACUUUGGUCAGCUUGGUCUCAACGACACCAACGAUCGUUGUUACCCAGUCCAGCUGAAGUCCCUGAGAUCGCAGAGAGUCAUGUAUAUCUCCUGUGGAGAGGAUCACACAGUGGCACUGACCAAGGAGGGAGGUGUGUUCACAUUUGGGGCAGGAGGUUAUGGACAACUUGGACAUGGCUCUACAAACCAUGAAAUUAACCCAAGGAAAGUGUUUGAGCUUAUGGGGAAUGUAGUCUCACAGGUAGCAUGUGGCAGGCAGCACACAUUGGCUUUCACGCCAACAUCUGGAAAGAUUCACUCAUUUGGACUCGGGGGUAAUGGGCAACUUGGAACACGUUCUACCAGCAACAGGAAAAGUCCAUACCCUGUCAAAGAUCCUGUCCUACCCCCCAUCUCUCCACCAUCUACAGAAUCUUUUUAUGUGAAGAGGAUUUAUGCUGGAGGUGAUCAGAGUUUUGCCCACUAUUGUAAGGCAAAUAGCAUAGAAGAUGUGAGUGUACAGGAACCGCACAGGAAACUGUGUACCCUGAAUGAGGAGAUCAUACAGAAGUGGUUGAAUCAUUCACCAGGGCGACUUCCACUUGAUAUUUCAAAUGAGAUUGACCUCGUGUUCUCCACACCAAGCUGCCUCAAUGGAUCUUUUCUGUCAAAAAGUCAUCCAGAUCACUACUGCACAAGCAGCAAAUAUUCAGGAGUGGAUAUGAAUAUGGCUCGCGUCCUCUUUCACAGACUUGUCCGACCAGGUCACCCUGAGAUUUCUCAGCAGAUUGCUGCAAGUCUAGAAAAGAACCUCAUUCCCAGACUGAGCAACUCUCCUCCAGACAUUGAAGCCCUCAGGCUCUACCUCACCCUUCCAGUAUGCCCACUCUUCAGUGACCAAAAUAAUUAUGUGACCAUUGCCAUCCCAUUUGCCAAAUCACUCAUCAGCCUAAAAGAGGCUCCUCUGAAGGUGCUGGGAAACUGGUGGUCUAGGUUUGAGCCUCCAGUCUUCCAGCGGCUGGUAGAGUUGUACAAAGAGGUGGUGGUUUAUCUCCUGAAGAUGAACAAAGUGGGCAUCCCAUCGGUAGAGCAGAGGAUCUUUACUUGUUUCCUGGACACUUCCCUCAGACUUCUGGAGCUCCUGCACAAGGUGAGCGAUAAGGCAGGACACAUAAUCGAGUAUGACAAAUUCUACAUCCACGAGUUGGACGACCUAAUAGACAUCAGACGUGACUAUGUCACAUGGAUUCAGAGGCAGAUGUAUCCUAUGGGUCACGACGGUGUGGUGACUCUAUGCAGGUAUCCUUUUGUAUUUGAUGCCCAGGCAAAGACGACCCUGCUUCAGACUGACGCCUUCAUUCAGAUGCAGAUAGCAGUGGACCAAGCACAGAUGCAAAACAUAAGUUCCAUGUUCCAACCAGCUGUGGAGUCUGUGAAUCCCUGCCUUAUACUUAUCGUACGGAGAGAAAAUAUAGUCGGAGACACAAUGGAAGUCCUGAGGAAGUCCAACAAUGUGGACUACAAGAAACCACUGAAGGUGAUCUUUGUUGGAGAAGAUGCUGUGGAUGCGGGAGGCGUUAGAAAGGAGUUCUUCCUUCUGAUCAUGAAAGAGCUGCUGGACCCCAAAUAUGGCAUGUUCCGUUACUACGAAGAGUCCAGGCUCAUCUGGUUUUCAAACAAGACCUUUGAAGAACAUGACUUGUUCAACCUCAUCGGGGUCAUCUGUGGUCUGGCUAUCUACAACCUCACUAUAGUGGAGCUCAACUUCCCUUUAGCUCUCUACAAGAAGCUACUGAAGAGGCAGCCAACACUGGACGACCUGAAAGAGCUCAUGCCAGAUGUGGGAAGGAGCUUGCAACAGUUACUGGACUACACAGAAGACGACCUUGAGGAAACUUUCUGCUUGAACUUCACAGUCACUGAGGAUAACUAUGGUGUCACAGAGGUGUUGGAAUUAGUCCCGAAUGGUGAAGAAAUCAAUGUAAAUAAAUCAAACAGGCAGGACUUUGUCAAUGCCUACGUUGACCAUGUCUUCAACAAUUCAGUGGCUCCACUGUUCAAGUGUUUCUACGCAGGCUUUCACAAGGUUUGUGGAGGAAAAGUUUUAGAGCUGUUCCAGCCGAACGAACUGCAGGCCAUGGUCAUUGGAAACACAAACUAUGACUGGACAGAACUUGAAAAGAGUACUGAAUACAAAGGGGAGUACUGGGCAGAUCACCCCACAAUCAAGCUCUUCUGGGAAGUGUUCCACAGUCUUCCUCUAGAGAAGAAGAAACGAUUCCUCUUAUUUGUCACAGGAAGUGACCGCAUCCCAAUCCUGGGCAUGAAAAGCCUGAAGCUGCUCAUCCAGCCCACAGGUGGAGGAGAGCACUACUUACCUGUGGCCCACACCUGCUUCAAUCUGCUGGACUUGCCUAAGUACACACGUUUAGAAACUCUCCAAGAGAAACUCUUGCAGGCUAUAGAGCACAAUCAAGGCUUUAAUUUAGCCUGAACACUCACAGAGAUGCCUAGAACUUUAUAAGAAUGUCGACAGCAGCCACCCUCCUGUGUGUUUUGUUUUUUAUGUGAUUGAGGUUGAAAGGAGGAGCAUAUGUAACAAGGUGAGGCCCACGUUAGUGUUCUAAAAAUACAUUAAAACAUUUUAUCAUUUAGAAAAUUUUGAAGUGUGUUCAUAGCAGCUCGAUGCGUUAUUGUUAAAAAGGAAUAAAUGGUCUUGUCCAUUAUUCUUGAGCAGCCCUUUCACUUGGAUUCAGGUUCAAGAUCCAAAGUAACUGGCUAAGACAUUUAUACCAAAAAACAUUUAGUUCCCAAUGAGUAUUAAGCCAAAACAAUGAACAGUUCUACAUCCAAAAAUCAGGUCACACUGACCUUGUCAAGAUUAGGUACGGGCAAGCAAAAAAAGGUCACAACACACCAUUGUUCUCCUCAACUUAUUGAUGUCUGUGAUUAAAGUGAAAAGACAGAACUACAAAAAGUUCCAAGUCAUUGUAUCAAUCAAUGCACAGUUAAAGACUGUGCUGAGCUGGUUCUACCAGAGAACACCAGCGUGAGAACCAGCUCAGCCAACAAACCCUGAACAGAAGCUGUAGAAAAUGUUUAAACGAAUGUUAGGAGGGCCCUUUGGAAGACAAUCCCUGCAGAUUGUUUUUUUCUUUUCAUGCUAUGCUGCAUCCAUUAUUGUGAACGCAUUUGUCUGGUCUUCAUUAAAAUCCAUAUAAAGGUGUGUGCAAAGAAUGUGCUGUAUCAUCUGAAUGUUCUACCAAAACUAGACGUUAGUGAAGAGGUCGAUAUAGAGAAUUUUACAAUAAUCUUGACUUGUAUUUCUUCUUGCAGUACUUGGGAUAUUUUUGGGAUAUAUUUGGGUAUGAUGAUCCCAGAUACUGGUAUUUACUUUACAGGGCAUGCAUACAGCAGCAUUAUCUCCUGUCAUUUAUAAUGAAAUGCAGCAGAACUUAUUUUUGGAGUUCAUGUAAUACAAUAGUUAAGUAUUUAGAUGGUUCACAACGCUGGAGGACAACCCCCAAAAAAUUACUUUUAACUUUAGCCUCAAAAACACAAACAUAAAAGAAAAUCAACCUAAGGCUAUCCGUUUCAACAGAGAAACAUGAGCUCCACUGUAUGUGUGUUUGUGUAUUUUAAAAGACAAAGAAAUAGAUGAUUGUGUCUAAUCUCUGCAUUAAACGUUUGAAACCA